GAGCUGUAUCUUUAGGCCCCAGCUUCUCAUUUUCUUGUUUUACGACUCUCUCUUUCUCUCUCUCCCCAAAUGCCUGAGUUUGGAGGCAACAAAAUGUUAAUCUGAAAAGGGUUUUGUUCUUAUAGUUAAGCUGCUGAAGAAAACAGAGCAAGACCCAAAAAAAGAAAGAAAGAAAGAAAAGAAAAGAAAAAUGAGUGCUUCUAGGUUCAUAAAGUGUGUCACAGUUGGUGAUGGUGCCGUUGGCAAGACUUGCAUGCUCAUUUCCUACACCAGCAACACUUUCCCUACGGAUUAUGUGCCAACUGUGUUUGACAAUUUCAGUGCGAAUGUGGUUGUGGAUGGGAGCACUGUAAAUUUAGGUUUGUGGGAUACUGCUGGCCAGGAAGAUUAUAAUAGAUUAAGACCGUUGAGCUAUCGUGGGGCUGAUGUCUUCUUGCUUGCAUUCUCACUCAUAAGCAAGGCCAGUUAUGAAAAUGUUGCGAAGAAAUGGAUUCCUGAAUUGAGGCAUUAUGCACCCGGUGUUCCAAUUAUACUUGUUGGAACAAAACUUGAUCUUCGGGAUGAUAAGCAGUUCUUUAUAGACCACCCUGGUGCAGUGCCCAUCACCACAGCUCAGGGGGAGGAACUGAGAAAGCUGAUUGGUGCUCCUAUUUACAUUGAAUGUAGUUCAAAAACACAGCAGAAUGUCAAAUCUGUUUUUGAUGCGGCCAUAAAGGUGGUUCUCCAGCCACCAAAGCAGAAGAAGAAAAAGAAGAGAAAAGGGCAAAGGGGCUGCUCUAUAUUGUGAUUAUGAGAAGGAUAACUCCUGGAGGAUGUCAUCACAAAUGGCGUUAGUCUCUCACAGUCACCAUAUAUCUUACAAUAUAGCACCUUGAGGAAGAAGCAAGCCGGGGUUUAGUCUCAACUGACAGAAGUAGGGAGCUCUUUUUUAAGCAUCAAGUUGUCUGUUUCAGUUUCUUAGCCGUGUGCUGAUUUGUAUAUUUAUGAUUCACAUGUCUUGGUGAAAGUGCACUCUUCUGUUUCUUGGGACUACAUUUUGCUUUUGUAUUAACUCUAAAAACAAAAUUGUUUCCUUCUGUAGACACCAGUUAUAUUCAGGUUCUGUAACCUGAUUUAGUACAUCUUAAGAAACUUUCUAUAUGUAUAUUGAUUUGCAUUGAAUUAUAUAUUAGAUAUAAUCAUUUCAAAAGCUGAUUUAGCUGAA
Messenger RNA from Quercus robur (English oak), 1204 nucleotides. RefSeq names its product rac-like GTP-binding protein 5. Gene Ontology annotation, cellular component: nucleus; cytoplasmic vesicle; cell cortex. Bases 191 to 787 code for a protein of 198 amino acids. The transcript is spliced from 7 exons. NCBI's taxonomy places the organism in Eukaryota, Viridiplantae, Streptophyta, Magnoliopsida, Fagales, Fagaceae. The record is from RefSeq and is a predicted model, not a curated record. Gene Ontology annotation, biological process: actin filament organization; regulation of cell shape; regulation of actin cytoskeleton organization. Gene Ontology annotation, molecular function: GTP binding; GTPase activity; protein kinase binding.